This is a messenger RNA of Linum trigynum, 741 nucleotides long. The record is from the annotation of a GenBank genome assembly. NCBI's taxonomy places the organism in Eukaryota, Viridiplantae, Streptophyta, Magnoliopsida, Malpighiales, Linaceae.
AUGAACUGCAAGCAAAGGAGCAUGCAGUUUUUGAGGUCUAACAAAAGUGUUAGUGAGGAUGAAGUUCUGAUGGUUGAAGCCAAUGCGGAUGCUGGUGUUAGUUUGACCUCUUCUUACAAACUACUUGCUAUGUGUUCUGCUGGGUAUGAAAACCUUAGCUUCUCGAAGAAUGACCUAAAGAACCAUCUGAACAAGCGAAGACAGAAGAACAUAGCACAUGGUGAAGCAACUUUUUUGUUGGAGUACUUUCAUAAACAAAUGGAAACCAAACAUGGAUUUUAUUAUUCCGUGGAAGUUGAUUGUGAGGAGCAAGUUGCUAACAUAUUCUGGUCGAAUGCCCAGAUGCGGGCUGAUUAUAAAUUGUUUGGUAACUCGGUCUCUUUCGACACAACUUACCGGACGAACAAAUCCUAUCGCCCAUUGGGAAUGUUUGUUGGUUUUAACCACCACCGACAGACUUGCAUAUUUGGGGCGUGUUUAUUGUAUGACGAGACUAGUGCAUCUUUCGAGUGGUUGUUUGACGCGUUUCGUCGUUGCAUGGAUCAUAAGCUCCCAACCACCAUCUUCACCGAUCAGGAUGCGGCUAUGGCCAAAGCACUUCGUAAUGAGUGGCCCGGUGUCUUCCAUGCUUUAUGUACGUGGAAAAUUUUAAUGUGCUACUGGGUUCGCCAAAUGAUUUUGUAUGCAGCACCUAAGUGGCCUUCCCAAUGCUCCAUGUAUAGGCAAGCGAAUACCCCAUAG